Messenger RNA from Budorcas taxicolor (takin), 2797 nucleotides. RefSeq names its product glutamyl-tRNA amidotransferase subunit B (gene GATB). The record is from RefSeq and is a predicted model, not a curated record. Gene Ontology annotation, molecular function: glutaminyl-tRNA synthase (glutamine-hydrolyzing) activity. The coding region runs from base 5 to 1834 and encodes 609 amino acids. Lineage: Eukaryota; Metazoa; Chordata; Mammalia; Artiodactyla; Bovidae. Gene Ontology annotation, biological process: glutaminyl-tRNAGln biosynthesis via transamidation; mitochondrial translation. The transcript has 14 exons.
GACAAUGGCGGCGCCCAUGUUGCGCUGGUGCUGUCCUGGAAGGCGGUUUGCUUUCGCUCGGGUUGGCUGCGGUUCUUACCACAGAAGAGGGUCUCCGACUGGGUCCACGUCCAACGGGAAAAGAGGGCAGAGCUCGGUGGCUCAGCAGCCCCACAUCACAGCCCAGAAGUCGAGAAAAGGUGAACGUGAAUGGGCAGCUGUAGUAGGAUUGGAAAUUCAUGCCCAGAUUGCCUCCAACUCCAAACUCUUUUCUGGAUCUCAAGUCCACUUUGCAGCUCCUCCCAAUUCUUUGGUAUCUUUUUUUGAUGCAUCUCUACCUGGAACUUUGCCGGUCCUCAACAGGCGGUGCGUGGAAGCGGCCGUGAUGACUGGCCUAGCCCUGGACUGUCAUAUCAACAGGAAGUCCUUGUUUGACCGGAAGCACUACUUCUAUGCAGACCUCCCUGCGGGCUACCAGAUUACCCAGCAGAGGCUACCGAUCGCUGUGAACGGGAGCUUGGCAUACAGUGUCUCUGUGGGGAGGAAGCCAAGUCAGAUGGUCACCAGGACCGUGAGGGUGAAGCAGAUCCAGCUGGAGCAGGACAGCGGCAAAAGCCUGCACGAUGACCUGCGGUCCCAGACGCUCAUUGACCUGAACAGGGCAGGGAUCGGCCUUCUGGAAGUGGUCCUGGAGCCUGACAUGUCCUGUGGAGAAGAGGCGGCCACAGCUGUCAGGGAGCUGCAGCUGAUUCUUCAGGCCUUGGGGACCAGCCAGGCCAACAUGGCAGAGGGCCAGUUAAGAGUGGAUGCCAAUAUAUCUGUGCAUCGCCCUGGGGAGCCUUUGGGCGUUCGAACCGAAGUGAAGAAUCUCAACAGUGCCCGAUUUUUGGCCAAAGCUAUAGACUAUGAAAUUCAGAGGCAAAUCAAUGAACUUGAGAAUGGAGGUGAAAUUCUGAAUGAAACUCGCUCGUUUGAUUACAAGCUUGGGUGCACCGUGCCGAUGAGAGACAAAGAAGGAAAACAAGACUACAGGUUCAUGCCGGAGCCCAACCUGCCCCCGCUGCUGCUCUACGACUCAGGGUCCCUCCCCUCCGGCGCAGACCCGCAGCAGGUGAUCAACAUCGACAGGCUUCGCGAGCGGCUCCCCGAGCUGCCCCGGGUGACCCGCGAGAGGCUCGUGCGACAGUACGGGAUGCUGCCGGAGCACAGCUGCGCCCUGCUGAAUGAAGUUGGCCUACUGGAGUUCUUCCAAAAUGUGAUCAAAGAAACUAGGGCAGAGCCCAAAAAAGUGACUAGUUGGGUCCUCAACACUUUCCUGGGCUUUUUAAAGCAACAGAACCUUGCCGUCAGUGAGAGUCCCGUCACACCCUCCACCCUGGCUGAGCUGCUGGACCUGCUGGACAGGAAGGCCAUCUCUUCGUCCGCAGCCAAGCAGGUGUUUGAGGAACUGUGGAGGAAUGAAGGCAAGACCCCAGCACAGAUCGUUGCAGAAAAGAAGCUUGAACUGCUGCAGGACCCGGAGGCCCUGGAGCAGCUCUGCCGCUCCACCCUGGAGGCGCAUCCCCACGUGAGGCCCGGCCAGAGCCUGUGCAAGCUGAUGUCCGGGGCCCUGUCCACCUGUGCCUGGAGAUGCCGCCUCCACAGAAGGCUUCAUGGACAUCCCAGGGUUCCAGGAGAGGUGUGGCGAUGCCCCGACUUUACCCUGAGUUCUGUCUGUGCUGAGAAGAGGACAGAUGUCUCCAUCAUGACUGGUGCUCCGGAGGCAGCGGGGACCCGGAGAAGAGCGGACCGUCCCCCGCCAGCACCUCAGCUGUUCAUGGUUCUGGUUGUGGAUGCUGGCUCAGGACUUCCCUAACUGGGAGUAAUGGGAGGACUGUCCUUCCUCCCAGCCAGAAGAGCAGGGACAGGAAGGAAACCAGCCAUCUGGUUUAUUUCAGACAGGCAUGAAGAGGUAAGGUUUUACUUUGUAAAAAAUAAGUGACGCAGAAGUGUUGAGAAUAUGUGAUAUCACCCAGGAAGCCGUGUGCCCCUUGCACGUCCUGUUAACGGUGCUGAAAACCACUGGGCCUGCCAGUAAACUGUGUUCAUCAAACCGCUUUUCGAGACAGAAAGUAAGAGCCAGUCCCCAACCCCUGACCCCCACCCCUUUGCUCCUGAGACUGGAAUCUGGCAGCAGCGUGAUUUUGUAAGAAAUGGUAAGAGUUCAGUUUUGUUUUCCAAACUCCAUUUUCACCAAAGACCUGGCUUCUUGGUCAUCAGACUUUACAGAAAGCACUAGCCAACCUUUGCAGACCAUUUUAAAUCAAGGGCUGACUUGAAUGGGACUGGGGAGGGGCAGGGACAGUUGAAUGAAGACCAUUUACCAAUAAUAUCGUGUCAUAUGUAAACUGUAUUAUGGACUGAUCAUUUUGGAGAAAAAUGCCAUUGCUGGGGUGAGGGUGGGGGGCAGAGAGAGAAGGAAAUGGGUAAAAGGGGGUCAGCUGCAUGGUGGCAGGCAGAAAUAGCCCUUGGUGGUGAACACACUGUAAUGUAUAGUGAAGCAGAAAUAUGUUAUCCACAUGAAACAUACAGUGUUAUAAACCAGUUACCUCAGUUUAACACAGAACACUGAAUCUCUACAACGCUGAAUCCAGCUCUGACAACUGCCCGUUAUCUUGAAUGCCCACUUUCAAAAUCCAAAAAAUCAGAUUAUGUUGUUAUAACUGCUAAUAAGAAAAAAAAAAAGCACAGCUGAUAUCUUACUUGGAACCUGACUAGAGAUUUGAAAUACAUGUUUAUGUAACACCUUAAGAAAUUCACAACGCAUGGCUCUACUUGU